Messenger RNA from Acromyrmex echinatior (Panamanian leafcutter ant), 1479 nucleotides. Its product is annotated as RCC1 and BTB domain-containing protein 2-like. Gene Ontology annotation, molecular function: protein binding. Gene Ontology annotation, cellular component: cytoplasm. The record is from RefSeq and is a predicted model, not a curated record. Lineage: Eukaryota; Metazoa; Arthropoda; Insecta; Hymenoptera; Formicidae. Gene Ontology annotation, biological process: modulation of chemical synaptic transmission; circadian behavior; adult locomotory behavior.
AUAAGAUUAAUACGUCAAAGAUAUUUUUUAUUUCGUUAUCAGAAAUUUUUUCUGAUAACAAAACAAAAUAUACUCUUAACGUGUUAAGAGGGGACAGCUUAUGGUAGACAAAGAAUUUGUAGAUACAAAUAAUACUAUUCUAAUCUAUUGGAUAAUACUAUUCUAAUCUAUUAGACCUUGACGUUUUAAUCAAAGUAAUACACACAGUAGCACUAAUUGAUAAGAGAAAUAUUUCCGUCUAGAAUGGAAAUGUUUUUUUGGAGAAUUAGGUUAUAAUUUUAGAGAUGAUACUUAUUCUUCUCCUCACGUAUACGAUAAACGAUUUUUUAUUACGGAAAAUAAACAGAAAAUAGACAAUAUAACACAGAGAAUUUUGAAAUCAAUUUUGAUCAUUAAAUUCGAAAUUUUAUCGCCUACAAAUACAAUAUAUUGCUAGUGUUUUCUCCUUCAAAUCGAAGCAUGCAAUGCUCCGUCUCGGCACACAACGAAUACAAACAGGCCCGGCAAUUGUAGUGUGGAAUCGUGGAGCAUUCUGCACCCAAAAUUUAGCUUAAUGUGAAAAUCCACAUCAAAGGAAUUUAAGAAUUGAAUUAAAAACUGUGAACUUUUUAAAAUGUAUACGCGAAUGCCGACCGAUAUUUGUGAUGACAGCUGCAUAGCAGAGAGUCAACUUUUAGGCACGUGGAUUCAACUUUUAUACUAUUGACUUUCAUUCGAAAGCAAGUGCUAUAAAAGAAGAAGAAGACUGCGAAUACAUGACUACAUAAUUAGACGGGCCAAAUCAGAACUAUGGAUAAGCGAAUCAAGUAUCUUAUAUCCAAAAAUAUGAACAAAAUACUUGCACUAGAAGAUACAUCUACGCGGAAUAACGCGCAGCGUGCUAGUUCAUCUCGCAAAGCAGAGUGUAAACAAUUAUAUGAUACGUUUGAUAAUUCUAUUCCCACCGAUCUUGUGAUAAAAGUCGGAAUGCGAUCUAUUUAUGUCAAUAAGUUUGUGUUACAAAAGAGUUCUUUAUAUUUCAGAAAUAUAGAUCGAUUUAUAACAUCCGAAAACGGUCAAGACGUUAUCAGGUUCGAUCAGUUUUCGUAUAUCAUUGUUUACAGCUAUUUAAAAUAUAUAUAUACCGGCGAGAUUAAUCUUGUAUCUUUGGACAAGAAAUUUGAUCUCUUAAUAAUGGCUGAGAAGUUCAGAGAAAUUCAUUUGAUAAAAAGUUGCUAUAAGAAAAUAAAGGAAGAAAUAACUAAAGAAAAUAUGAUCUCUGUUUAUAGAAUAGCGCAAAUAUAUAAUAACAAGGUAGUGCAGGAAUAUUGUUUUGAAUUCUACAUAGAAAAUACUACAGAUGUAAUCAACACAGACAGUUUUAAAAAGUUGGAUGAAUAUACGAGAAGCACUUUUAUAAAUGAAGCAAAAAAAACUUAUGGUUAUUACAAGCUAUGAUUCUAUUUGUUUUAAGAAAGUAAAAUUUUGAUAGAAGUAAUC